Molecule: messenger RNA, 3763 nt
Organism: Triticum dicoccoides
Lineage: Eukaryota; Viridiplantae; Streptophyta; Magnoliopsida; Poales; Poaceae
Product: receptor-like protein EIX2
Exons: 3
Coding region: 1-3600 (1199 amino acids)
Molecular function (GO): protein binding
Source: RefSeq, a predicted model, not a curated record
AUGCAGGCUGAAGCUAGAGCUUUGGAGUUGGGUGCCCAAAUUACCAAGGUGCUUAAUCUUCAUAGGCCUAAUUUAUUAACAGAUAACCAGGUUCUGGCAGAAGCUGCGGCGAGGCGAUGCCCUAAAAUUUACCCUGGCCACUGGACCAUCAGGGAUAGUCCUAAUGCUCACAACCUUCGUAAUGUUGGAGCUUGUAUUUUCACACUAAGGAAGCUGAUCCUAGAGUAUUCAAAGAUUAGUAGGUCAAGCAACAAGGGUGCCCAUAGGCAAGCUCAAGAUGGUUACAACCUAGUGGGAGACAGGAGGCUAUCAGAGAGCAGAGACCAUGGCGACUCCCUGUACCAGUACGCCUGGGUUCACCGGUCCUCUCACGGCACUAAGAAAUUGGUCUCCAUCAUCGGCGCGCGCCACACCACAUUCCAUCUCUACCACCACCGAUCGACCAAGCUCAUCUACUCGAUGAUGCUCCGGAGUCCGGUCGCCAUGCGGGCCACGGCCACUUCCACCCGCCCCGCCGCCACCAAAUUCUUACUCACCGUCGUCGUCGUCCUCUCCUUGGCCCUGGCCACGCACGCCGUGCCGCUCAGCCGGCCGACCUGCGUGCCCGAGGAGCGGGACGCGCUGCUAUCCUUCAAGGACGGCGUCACCAGCGACCCCGGAGGGCUCCUCACCUCCUGGCGACGAGGAUCAGACUGCUGCCGGUGGCGGCAUGUCCGGUGCAGCAACCAGACGGGCCGCGUGGUCGCGCUUAGCCUCCGGAACGCGCCGGGCGGGGCCGAGCUCGACGACAGAGGGAACUACGAGGGGGCGCUCGUCGGCCGGAUAAGCCCCUCGCUCCUCUCCCUCUCGCGGCUGCGGCACCUGGACCUCAGCCGGAACUACCUCGAGGGCUCCCCCGACGCCGCCCUACGGGCGUUCUUGGGCGGCCUCCGGAGCCUGCGCUACCUCAACCUCUCCGGCAUCUACUUCUCCGGCGAGGUCCCGCCGCAGCUGGGAAACCUCUCGAGGCUGCGCUCCCUUGACCUCUCAAGCGACUUCGGCACGCAGCUGUUGCGCUCGUCAGACCUCUCGUGGCUGGCGCGUCUGCCGUUGCUGCGGCACCUCAGCCUGAGCUCGAUCGACAUGAGCAGAGCACCGGACUGGCCUCGGGCGGUGAGCAUGCUCCCUUCACUCAAAACUCUCUAUUUCUCUUCCUGCUCGCUUCCAAGCACGAACCACUGGAAACUUCCGGCGGCAGGCUUGCGUAACCUCACAAAUCUUGAGGAGCUGGAUCUCUCCAUGAACCACCUCAACCACCCGGCCGCAUACUCCUGGUUCUGGAACGUGACAAGCCUCACUCACAUCAACCUCAUGGGAACCUUCCUGUCCGGGCAGCUCCCUAAUGCACUGGACGCCAUGGUGUCCCUUGAGAUUCUUGAUUUCUCAUAUAAUGGAAACAUGGCCACCAUGCCAAGAAGCUUGAGAAACCUCUGCAACCUGAGGUACUUAGACCUCGAGUCGAGCCUCGUAGGCGGCCAGGACAUUGUCAAGCUGAUGGAAAGCCUGCCGCGGGGAUGCCCAUCCAACAGGUUGCAACAAUUGUACCUAGCAAACAAUGGUAUGGUUGGAACCUUGCCAAACUACAAGAGGUUGAGGCACCUGACUGGUGGGUUGCAAGUUCUUGAUCUCUCUUACAACAACCUCACGGGAUCGAUACCGUUGUCCAUGGGAAAUCUUACUAGCUUGGGCACUCUUGACAUAUCUUACAAUAAACUCACUGGAUCAGUACCCACAGGGGAAGGAUAUUUUGCUGGUUUGAGCACCCUUGUACUGUCCUGCAAUCUCCUUGUUGGUAACAUACCUGCAGGAAUAGGACACUUCGCUAGAUUAAGCACUCUAGACCUUCGUGGCAACUACCUCACUGGACAUGUCCCGCCUCAGCUUGGUAUGCUCUCUAAUCUAACUUACCUGGACAUUAGUCUCAAUGAUCUUCAUGGUGUGCUCACGGAGGAGCACUUUGCUAAAAUGGCCAGUUUAGAGACAUUGGACCUAUCGCAGAAUCCCCUACUCAAGAUUCACGUGGAUUCAGAAUGGAAGACUCCCUUCAAGCUUAGAGAUGCAAAUUUUUCGUUGUGCAUCAUGGGUCCCCUUUUUCCUGCCUGGCUCCAGUGGCAGGUGAAUCUUACUUACCUUGACAUCUCAAGCUCAGGUAUAACUGAUAAGCUCCCGGACUGGUUCACCAUUGCAUUUUCAACAAUGGAUUUUCUGGAUAUGUCCAAUAAUUCAAUAUAUGGCGAGUUGCCAGAAAAUAUGGAGGACAUGUCAUUGACACAAUUCUUUCUCGAUUCCAAUAGACUUACUGGGCCCAUACCAAGUCUACCAAGGAAUAUCAUCUACUUGGAUAUCUCCAUGAACUCUUUAUCAGGGCCUUUCCCAUCCAAUCUUGGAGCUCCGGGACUAGAAACGCUGCUUAUGUUCUCGAAUGGCAUCGUGGGUCAUCUUUCCGAAUCAAUCUGCCAUUCACAGAAAUUGAUAGUCUUAGACUUAGCAAACAACCUUCUCGUUGGAGAACUACCUUCAUGUUCUAGAAUGGAAUCCUUGAGGUACCUGCUGUUAAGUAACAAUAGCUUCUCUGGACCAUUCCCACCAUUUGUACAGAGCUGCAAAAAUUUGGGUUUCUUGGAUCUUGCAUGGAAUAACUUAUCCGGAACAUUGCCGACGUGGAUUGGCAACUUGGUGCAACUGCAAUUUGUACGGUUGAGUUAUAACAUGUUCUCUGGGAAGAUCCCGGUCAUCAUCACAAAACUCAAGUUCCUUCAUCAUUUGAAUCUAGCAGGAAAUAAUAUAUCCGGAUCCAUCCCACUGGGUAUGUCAAACCUAACAGCAAUGACACGGAUGGCGGUAAGGAUUGGCUCGUUUCCUUAUCAGGCGUAUGCAAAUGCGGCGGGUGAAGGUGGAAAUAGCUUGUCCGCUGUUACCAAGGGGCAAGAACUUAAGUAUGGUGUAGGAAUUUUGGAUAUGGUGAGCAUUGACUUAUCCUUCAACGGGUUAACUGGGAUAAUUCCAGAGGAAAUUGCUUCUCUUGACGCACUGUUAAACAUAAAUGUGUCUUGGAAUCGCCUGAGCGGUAAAAUCCCAGAAAAUAUUGGGGCCAUACAGUCACUUGAGUCACUCGACCUCUCAAAGAACAUGCUCUCUGGCGAGAUCCCUUCAAGCUUGUCAAAGAUAACAUACUUAAGCUUCUUGAACCUAUCUGAAAACAAUCUUACAGGGAGAAUACCACCAGGCUCUCAGCUUGACACCCUGUACCAGGAGCACCCAUCUAUAUACGAUGGCAACAGUGGGCUUUGCGGACCUCCUCUUCAGAAGAAUUGCUCGAGAAAUGGUACAUCAACGCAAGAUGGUCAGAACAGAACUGGCCAUGGUUUUGAGCCAAUGUCUUUUAGAUUUGGGCUUGUUCUGGGUCUCAUUCUGGGCCUCUGGUUGGCGCUCUUCACCCUUCUAUUAAUGAAAGCAUGGAGGAUUGCUUAUUUCCGCCUCUUUGACAAGUUGUAUGAUCAGAUAUAUGUGUUUGCCGUUGUUAAAUGGAAAAGAUUGGCCAGAGCAGGAACAACAGAUUAGGCAUCACAAAGUAGCCGACGUUACAGAUCUUAAUAAAGAGCUUUGAAGACCCGUGCGGCAUACAGAUAAUUCUGAUGAUCACAUGAUGUCUAUUACGUGUGUACAACAAUAAUCCUGGUGUAUUCCCUGGAAUAUGUGUGUAUUACUUGGCAAUCAUCAUUUG